GUCAUCUCUAUACCCGGCACGGGGCUCAAACUCACAACCCCGAGAUCAAGAGUCACAUGCUCCUCUGACUGAGUCAGCCGUAUUUUCUUAGGCUAAAAUGCUACAAGAGGAAUACUCCGGCAAACACUGAAUACUUUAGGUCUCCCUAUGAACGUUUGCCUAUUUAAAAUGUUUUAAAGCAGGCGUGUGUAACACAUAUGGCCAAACAAAGUUAAGGUAUCAACCCUAUGAAGAGCUUCUGAAACCUUAAGAGAAAGGCACGGGUCUUAGUGGCAUAAAAGGGGGGGAAAGGAGCUGACAGUUGACGGAUGUGGGAUUGCAUGUGGCUAAUGACCGGUUCACAUAUGAAGCAAUUGUUGCCCCGCCUCGUUACUGGUAAAAAUCCCCGAGUUAAAGCUCCCUGAUGCUACAUUUUUUUUUUUUUUUAAUUUUAACUCGUCGAUUUCACAACGCUGUGUCAACGUAAUAAAAGCAAAGGUGAAGUGAAACAGAUAUUCCCCACCCAGGUCUUCUGGAAGGAAUAGAAAUCAGUACCGCUGCUCUGGAGAUGUUUUGACUAAAGCUUAGCUCCGCGCGGAUGGCUCAUUAGACGUCACAAAGGCUCCGUCCACAGAGCGUGUGAUGCCCAGGCACUGUUUUAAGUGUUUCACUUGUGUUGACUUGCUGAACCUUCACAACCAUCCAGGGAGGGGCUAGUGAUUAUUUCCAUUCUAUAGAUGAGAAAAUGAGGCCGAAGCGGUCACGUAACUUGUAUAUGGUCACGGUAGGAGAUUGACUGAGCUAAGAUUUGAACCCGUGGAGUCUCCCUGUAACACCCAUGAGCUUACGCUCCGUGGAAGGCUGUCGUCGCAUUAGGUCGGAAGCUGAGGGACAGAAAGGCUAAGUGACCCUCCCAGAGCCACCCAAGAACUUACCUACUUGGCAUUCAUUCAUCUCUCUCGGUUACCUUUCAUCUGCUGACGCUGGCCGUGGGUUCUGGUCUGCCCUGCCUGCUAGACACCCUUCAUGCCUUUGAGGCACCUGCAUUGCAGAUAACGCUACAUCAGAUGUGUUUGCCCGCCAUGACGUGGGGCGUUCCAGAGGUGUUGAGCAUCAGAAAAUCAGAGUCACAAGUACAGACUCCGCGCCCCUGUGCUGUGAGCUUGCAGGGCCCGUCUCGCGGGGCCGGGAGCCUUGCCAAGUCUCACCGGAAGUGAGGCUGUUGAGUUGCCCUGGGACUGAGCGCUGGCCCCUGAGCUCUCGUGUUCAUUGCAGGGCUCUGGCUGAGAACAUGGCCAAUGGCAUCGACGAACUCAUCGGCAUUCCCUUCCCCAACCACAGCAGCGAGGUCCUGUGCAGCCUGAACGAGCAGCGGCAGGACGGCCUGCUCUGCGACGUGCUCCUCGUGGUGCAGGAGCACGAGUACCGCACCCACCGCGCCGUCCUGGCGGCCUGCAGCAAGUACUUCAAGAAGCUGUUCACGGCCGGCGCCCUGGCCAGUCAGCCGUACGUCUACGAGAUCGACUUUGUCCAGCCCGAGGCCCUGGCUGCCAUCCUGGAUUUCGCCUACACCUCCACGCUCACCAUCACCGCCUCCAACGUCAAGCACAUCCUCAAUGCCGCCAGGAUGCUGGAGAUCCAGUGCAUCGUGAACGUGUGCCUGGAGAUCAUGGAGCCCGGCGGGGACGGCGGGGAGGAGGACGACAAGGAGGACGACGACGACGACGAGGAUGACGAUGAUGAGGAGGACGAGGAGGAAGAGGAGGAGGAAGAGGAAGAAGACGAAGAUGAUGACACCGAAGACUUCGCCGACCAAGAAAACUUGCCCGACCCCCAGGACAUCAACUGCCACCAAAGCCCCUCCAAGACGGACCAUCUCACGGAGAAGGCCUAUUCCGACGCACCCAGGGACUUCCCCGAUUCCUUCCAGGCCGGCAGCCCCGGCCAUCUGGGCGUCAUCCGGGACUUCUCCAUCGAAUCCUUGCUGAGGGAGAACCUGUACCCCAAAGCCAACAUCACUGAUAGGAGACCCUCCUUAUCUCCGUUCGCCCCUGACUUCUUCCCGCACCUCUGGCCGGGGGACUUCGGUGCCUUUGCCCAGCUGCCUGAGCAGCCCAUGGACAGUGGGCCGCUAGACCUGGUCAUCAAGAACCGGAAGAUCAAGGAGGAGGAGAAGGAGGAGCUGCCCCCGCCCCCACCGCCCCCCUUCCCCAACGACUUCUUCAAGGACAUGUUCCCCGACCUUCCCGGGGGGCCGCUGGGCCCCAUCAAGGCGGAGAACGACUACGGUGCCUAUCUCAACUUCCUGAGUGCCACCCACCUGGGGGGCCUCUUCCCGCCCUGGCCGCUGGUGGAGGAGCGCAAGCUGAAGCCCAAGGCCUCUCAGCAGUGCCCCAUCUGCCACAAAGUCAUCAUGGGGGCCGGGAAGCUGCCGCGGCACAUGAGGACCCACACCGGGGAGAAGCCAUACAUGUGCAACAUCUGUGAGGUCCGCUUCACCAGGCAGGACAAGCUGAAGAUCCACAUGCGGAAGCACACGGGGGAGCGGCCCUACCUGUGCAUCCACUGCAACGCCAAGUUCGUGCACAACUACGACCUCAAGAACCACAUGCGCAUCCACACGGGCGUGCGGCCCUACCAGUGCGAGUUCUGCUACAAGAGCUUCACGCGCUCCGACCACCUGCACCGCCACAUCAAGCGCCAGAGUUGCCGCAUGGCCCGGCCCCGGCGCGGCCGCAAGCCCGCCGCCUGGAGGGCCGCCAGCCUGCUCUUUGGGCCCGGAGGCCCCGCGCCGGAGAAGGCGGCCUUCGUGAUGCCGCCCGCGCUGGGCGAGGUGGGCGGCCACCUGGGCGGGGCGGCCGUGUGCCUCCCCGGCCCCAGCCCCGCCAAGCACUUCCUGGCGGCGCCCAAGGGCGCGCUGAGCCUGCAGGAGCUGGAGAGGCAGUUCGAGGAGACGCAGAUGAAGCUGUUCGGGCGCGCGCAGCUGGAGGCCGAGAGGAACGCGGGGGGCCUCUUGGCCUUCGCGCUGGCCGAGAACGUGGCGGCCGCGCGGCCCUACUUCCCGCUGCCCGACCCGUGGGCCGCGGGCCUGGCCGGCCUCCCCGGGCUCGCCGGCCUCAACCACGUGGCCUCCAUGUCUGAAGCCAACAACUAGGCUGGCCUUUGUCGAUCCCAGUCCAGCGGCCCUUGCCCCCUCUCCCACCAGGCGUCCCCUGCCCUACCCAGUGGGUCUGGACUGUUUCUUUCAAAUCACAAAGGAAAAGAACGAAAACGUAUUAGCAGCAGCAGUGGUAUUUUCUAGGCCUCCCAAGGCCUCCUGCAUCCCUUUUGGUGGUGUCUGAGGUGGGCAUCUCCUCCCACAGGGCCUGGAGCCCAGGGCCUGGCCUCUACCUGGCUGUCUCUCCAGCUGUCACACACAAACUCACAGGGACCCGUGCCCCGAGGAGGCCACACCCUGGGUGCCCAGGAGCACUCUGGAGCUGCGUGUGGGGCUCGAUGGAGGAAGGUAGCUUGGCCAGAGGCAGACCAGGUGAAACAGGGACGAGGCCUACCGAGGGGCCUGGGGCGCCCAUCCUAGCUGAGCCACCAUUCUACGGCAGAGUCCCUGCUGACCCUGCUCUGGUGGGUCACUUUUCUCGUCUCCAGCCAUCCCGGGAUCCUUGUGGGAAAUGCCCUAUUGGCAGGGAAGGCUCCUGGAGUCCGGGCCCAUUUUUCCUCACCGUCCUGUGACCUUGGACGGGUCGGUCGUCUCUACCCUGCUCCGAAGGGGAGCUGGCAAUUUAGUUUCCCCUCUUGCACCCACCCCCACACAUAUACACACCUGUCCCCCCCGCCCCCCACAAAAGAACUGAGAAGGUGGGAGCUUUGCACGCCUAAAGUCUCUGGUGAAACCGUCUAUCUUGCCGGAUUUAGUUUUCUCACAUCCACCUCUCUAUUAGCACAGGUGAGGAAUGUGGCCACCCUAGACAGGAGUGACAAAGAAGGGCUGAGAUGUGCCGUGUCCACAGGCAGCUGUGGGGAACUCCAAAUACUCCCCACCUCUCCAGGCAGGCAGGCCAUCGUGUAAGCCAGGGCCCCUGGGGACGACUAGUUAGCAUUGACUCCCUCUCCAGGGCUGUACAAAGUCUCUUGGGACUCCUGGGGCCAACACGGAAGGGCCGAGAGUCACCUCCUAACACCUGGCGGCUGCCCCCCUCUGCCCUGUUUCCUAGAAACAGACAAAACACCCGGUUACCCAGGGUUUAUGUUUGUUGUGGGUUUCUCAGGGCUCCGGUAUUGCUGGGGAUUGCCCCCUUUGCUGUGUUUGAACACCCUCAAGCCCUCCCUCGUGGCUCGGGCAGGAAGCUGGGUGGUUUGGCUUCCCUCGGUGGUGGGAGGCGGGGCCUGGCUCCAGUAGGGGUCUCGGGGGCUCUGUGAGUCACAGCUGCCCACAAGCACGCAUGCACGCACGCACGCUCUCCCUGGUUCACAAGCUAGCAGUAGGUCUCGAGAAGGAAGACAGCUUUGCUGGCCCUGUGCCUUCCUCUUCUCUCCCCUUUCCUGCCCUCCAUCCCUUCUCUUGCUGAGUUUGCCUUUGUUUCUCGGUAGUCCCGACGGUAGGAGGGUUCAUCUGCAUGGAUUACCCAGGGCCGGUGUCCCCAGUCCAGGAGCUGCGGGCACAAGAGACUUCGGCUCUUCCUGUCGCCUUGGCUUCUUCCUGAGCAAACACACACACACAAAAGAACAAAAAGGCCAGAGAAGACCACAGACUCUGUCACUCUCCAGCUCCCCAGAAGAGGACCCUGACUCCACACCCCACCAGACGCCAUUCCGACCAGAGGAAACUGGUCCUGACACCCUUCUGUCUUCAGACACCAUCCUUCUGGGCAGCCACCUCUUAGACUCCUGUCUCUGUUUCUGACACUUGCUUCUGGGACCCAUCAGCCAACAUCCCCGUGUUCCCUCCCCAUCAGCCAAGGGGUUGGGGCUGACCCAAACUUUCAAAGAAAACAAGGAAAAAUGAACAAAUUGGAAUCCAGUGGUGUUGGGGCUUUGUUUUUAUUUUGUAAAGGUAAUGACUUCUUAUAAACUCAGUUUUUCAGACAA
Molecule: messenger RNA, 5064 nt
Organism: Acinonyx jubatus (cheetah)
Lineage: Eukaryota; Metazoa; Chordata; Mammalia; Carnivora; Felidae
Gene: ZBTB7C
Product: zinc finger and BTB domain containing 7C
Exons: 4
Coding region: 1271-3133 (620 amino acids)
Biological process (GO): regulation of transcription by RNA polymerase II
Molecular function (GO): protein binding; RNA polymerase II cis-regulatory region sequence-specific DNA binding; DNA-binding transcription factor activity, RNA polymerase II-specific
Source: RefSeq, a predicted model, not a curated record